AUGGCUACGAUCGUCGAAGAUGCUAUGCCUGCGACACUGCAGAGCAUCCUGGACCAAAAGUCGCUCAAGUGGGUGUUCUGCGGUGGUAAGGGCGGUGUAGGCAAGACCACCACGUCGUGUGCGUUGGCCAUCCAGCUGGCCAAGGUGCGCGAAAGUGUGCUGCUGAUUUCGACCGAUCCCGCACACAACUUGUCUGAUGCCUUUGGCCAGAAAUUCGGUAAGGAGGCUGUCAAGGUCAACGGCUUCGACAACCUCAGCGCGAUGGAAAUUGAUCCGACGAGCAGCAUGCAGGAAAUGAUCGAGCAGUCUGAGCAGCAGGGCGGCGGUGCUCUUGCGCCCUUCAUGCAGGACUUGGCGUUCGCCAUUCCCGGUGUCGAUGAGGCGAUGGGCUUCGCAGAAAUCAUGAAGCUAGUCAAGUCGAUGGAGUACAGUGUCGUGGUGUUUGACACGGCGCCCACCGGCCACACUCUGCGUUUCCUGAGCUUCCCUAGCGUCCUGGAAAAGGCGCUCGCGAAGUUCAGUACGUUUGGACGCAGCCUCGGCCCGAUGUUCCAGCAGAUGCAGAGCAUGAUGGGCGGCGGCGGCGGCUCGCAGGACGAUAUGUUUGCUAAGCUCGAAGGCAUGCGCCAGGUGAUCACCGAGGUCAAUUCGCAGUUCAAGGACGAGACGAAGACGACAUUCGUGUGUGUGUGCAUUGCCGAAUUCCUGUCGCUCUACGAGACGGAGCGCCUGAUCCAGGAGCUUACCCAGUACGGCAUCGAUACACAUGCGAUUGUAUGCAAUCAGCUGCUGUACCCGCCGGCCAACUCGAACUGUGAGCACUGCCGCGUUCGUAAGGCCAUGCAGGACAAGUACGUGAACGAGAUGAUGGAUUUGUAUGCGGAAGACUUUAAUGUCGUCAAGGUGCCGCUGUUGACAGAAGAAGUUCGUGGCCCCGAAAAACUCACGGCCCUAUCGGACUACCUGGUCCACCCGUACCAGCCGCCCAAGUAG
Malassezia pachydermatis is the source of this 993-nucleotide messenger RNA. Its product is annotated as arsenical pump-driving atpase. Gene Ontology annotation, molecular function: ATP binding; ATP hydrolysis activity. Gene Ontology annotation, cellular component: GET complex. The transcript has 3 exons. Bases 1 to 993 code for a protein of 330 amino acids. Lineage: Eukaryota; Fungi; Basidiomycota; Malasseziomycetes; Malasseziales; Malasseziaceae. Gene Ontology annotation, biological process: post-translational protein targeting to endoplasmic reticulum membrane. The record is from RefSeq and is a predicted model, not a curated record.